AUGGCGAAAUCGAAUGCUUAUCUCAUCUCCAUACUUCUCAUCAUGGCUUUACUCUCUUUCCCUUCAGACGGUCUUACAAUCGCUGGCUACACCAUAACCCAAGUCAUAAUUGACGAUGUCCUGUAUUGUAGAUUUAACGGAACGCCUAACCCUGUCUCGAAUGCCACUGUUUAUUUAACAUGUGGCGGCUCAACCACCAGCCUCCGUGAAGUAGUGACCGAUACCAAAGGUGCAUUUAGAAUAGUGCUCAACGUCUUAGAGACAGCUUUGUUUAGCUCUAGUAUCUGCGGUCUAGGAGCUAAUAUCCUGGAGGGUUAUUGUGCUCUUGUGGCACCGGAAAACAUCCUCUAUGCCCCAUUAAUGCUGGCCAAAAUCGUCAGGAACAAUACUAUAACUACCGCUUAUUAUACCGCCAACCUAUUCGUCGGUUAA
Molecule: messenger RNA, 432 nt
Organism: Eutrema salsugineum
Lineage: Eukaryota; Viridiplantae; Streptophyta; Magnoliopsida; Brassicales; Brassicaceae
Exons: 1
Coding region: 1-432 (143 amino acids)
Source: RefSeq, a predicted model, not a curated record